GUUCCACAAUGGCCAUAAGUUGCCACGUAAAGGUAAGAACUAUCACAUACUUAAGAAAGGCAUGGUUCUGCAGUUUCAACCAGUAAAGGUGGUGGACAGAGGCUGGUACCACUGCAGAGUGGGAUAUGGUUCUUUGGGAGCUUUUGAGUCUUCACGAGCUUUGCUUACUGUACUUGCUAAAGCUGAGAUUAUAAAUAAAGUGCAGCUAUCAAGACCUCGAGAAGAGUAUGUCGGCUCAGUUAUACACCUCUCCUGCAAGGUUGCUGGGAUUCCUCCACCUGUGGUAGAGUGGAGGCGCAAUGGAAAUCUG
Candidula unifasciata is the source of this 310-nucleotide messenger RNA. NCBI's taxonomy places the organism in Eukaryota, Metazoa, Mollusca, Gastropoda, Stylommatophora, Geomitridae. The record is from the annotation of a GenBank genome assembly.